AUGGAUAAUAUCAGUACUUCUAGUAGUCAACCACCCAAUUCUUCAAUUGUGGAACCUACAGUGGUGGAAGCCCAAACUGUUGAGGCUAAUAAUCAACAGAAUGAGCAACCUCCUGCUGCAGUUUCUGGGAAGAAGAGGAAAGAGGUUGAUUCCAGAUCCAGAGUAUGGGAUCAUUUUGUGAGAAUAAAAGACAGUAACAAUAUUACUAUACAAGCAAAGUGUGUUUAUUGUGCAAAAGUGUACAAGUGUGAGUCCAAGAAACAUGGUACAUCUUCCUUAAUAGCCCAUAUGCUAAGCUGUUUGAAAAACCCUCACUCCAAGGAUACUAGGCAGUCCCUUUUAACCUUUCAAGCAGUUAAUACCUCUAAGUCAUCUGAAACUACUAUGGGAGAAAUUGGGUGCUGGGUAUUUAACCAAGACUUAAUUAGGAGGACCUUGGUUAAAAUGAUAAUCAUAGAUGAACUGCCUUUUAGAUUUGUUGAGGGUUUAGGUUUCAGGAUGUUCAUUGUUGUUGCUUGCCCUAGGUUUAUAGGUUUCAGGAUGUUCAUUGUUGUUGCUUGCCCUAGGUUUAUAGGUUUCAGGAUGUUCAUUGUUGUUGCUUGCCCUAGGUUUAUAGUUCCAUCUAGAUGGACUAUAAGUAGUUGCCCUAGGUUUAUAGUUCCAUCUAGAUGGACUAUAAGUAGAGACAUCCUAGUGGUCUAUGAAGAGGAGAGACUGAAAUUGAAGGCCUUUUUAAGGGAAACCACCUUUGUCCCUGUUACCUCUCACAAAGGGGAGUAUCUUGCAAAAGCCCUAGAAACAUGUUUGCUGGAGUGGGGGCUUAGGAAUGUUUUUAGUGUUACUGUGGAUAAUGCCUCGUCUAAUGACACUGCUAUGGGGUUUCUUAAGAAAAAAAUAGUGUCUUGGGGUACAUCAACUGUGAAGGCUAAGUAUAUUCACAUGAGAUGCAUUGCCCAUAUCCUUAACUUGGUUGUUCAAGAUGGCUUGAAGGAGUGUGAUAGUUCUGUGAAAAAAGUUAGGGAGGUUGUUAGAUAUGUUAGGAAUUCACCUGCCAGGCUAAAGAAGUUCAGGGACUUGGCUGAUUUGUUAGGAAUUGAGCAAAGGUCUUCUUUGUGUCUAGCUGUUCCAACCAGAUGGAACUCUACAUAUUUGAUGUUACAAUCUGCUUUGACUUAUCAGAAAGUCUUUGAAUCUUGUGAAGAGUCUGAUAGUUCUUUCAAAUCUGACUUGGGUGAUUCUGUGCCUAAUUUUAUGGACUGGGAGUCUGUGAGCAGUUUGGUGGAGUUGUUGAAAUGUUUUUAUGAUAUGACAAUCAGAAUUUCUGGAUCUUUAUAUGUGACAGCUAACACAUUUUUCAGUGAGAUUUCUGAUUUGUAUUGUAUUUUAAAUGGAAUGGUGGAAGCUGGUGGGGCAGUGAGCUUAAUGGGAAGAAAUAUGAAAGCAAAAUUUGAGAAGUAUUGGGGUGAUAUAGACAAGAUGAAUCUUAUGAUUUUCUUUGCUAACAUUCUAGACCCCAGGGAUAAAUUAGAGUAUAUGCCUACUCAAAUUAAUCAUAUGUAUGGUGAGGAGAAAGGUAAACCAUACUAUGAUAAAGUGCUUGCUGGUUUGAAUGAGUUAUUUGAUGAUUAUUCUGUUCCUGCCACUUCUUCUGUUUCUGCUUCUUCUGUGUCUGCUGCUGUUGGUAGUGCUUCUUCUGUGAGUUCUGUCAGUUCUGUGUCUGUUGGAAGGCCACAGCAUUUACUCAAGUCCCAAAUUAAAAAACAAAGAUUGGAAUAUGGGAGUAAGAAAAAAACUGAACUGGAUAUCUACUUGAGUGAGGCAAUAGUUGAGGAGGAAAACUCCUUUGAUAUUCUGAGAUGGUGGAAGAUAAAUACUGAGAGGUUUCACAUCCUUUCUAAGCUUGCUAGGGAUGUCCUAACUAUUCCAAUCUCAACUCUUGCCUCUGAGUCUGCCUUCAGUACAUUUGGGAGAGUAUUGGAUCCUUUUAGGAGUUCAUUAACUCCAAAAAUUGUGGAAGCUUUGGUGUGUACCCAGGAUUGGCUUAGACUGCCCAAUACUCCUCUAUGUAUUGAGGAAAAUCUUGAAGAACUGGAGAGGUUUGAAAAAGAGUUAGUUGAUGCUGGAAGUGGAAGGAGUUUUGAUCCUACACUGGCUACAAUUCCUUUUAUGUGGCAAAUGGCAAUGAUGAAGCUUCCACCUAUAAUCUGA
This is a messenger RNA of Ipomoea triloba (trilobed morning glory), 2208 nucleotides long. RefSeq names its product zinc finger BED domain-containing protein RICESLEEPER 2-like. Gene Ontology annotation, molecular function: protein dimerization activity; DNA binding. Bases 1 to 2208 code for a protein of 735 amino acids. The transcript is spliced from 4 exons. The record is from RefSeq and is a predicted model, not a curated record. NCBI's taxonomy places the organism in Eukaryota, Viridiplantae, Streptophyta, Magnoliopsida, Solanales, Convolvulaceae.